AUGGAUCCUCUUGAUUCUUGUGUUUCUGAUUACGCAAAUCUUGCUCUUGAUCCUAUCAAUUCCCCUGAGUCAAUCUCUGCUGCCGAGUCUGAAGACAUGAAGAGUUUGACUGACUCUGUCGACUGCCAGUCUUCUGAAUGGAUUCAAAGUUCCAAGGUCUCAACUUCAAAUAUGCUCGAGUUGAUCUCUACUGCCAAGUUUGAUGACACGAAGGGUACAACUGACUCUACUGAAUCAAUUCAAAGUUCCAAGGUCUCGACUUCAAAUACGCUCGAGUUGAUCUCUACUGCCAAGUCCGAAGACGCAAAGGGCACAACUGACUCUGCUGAGUCAAUUCAAAGUUCUGAGGUCUUGACUUUAAAUACACUUGAGUUGAUCUCUACUGCCGAGUCCGAAGACGUAAAGAGUACAAAUGACUCUGCUGAGUCAAUUCAAAGGUCAAAGAAGAUCGGAUCACUCUGUACUAUCCAGGAGAACUCCGAAUCAUUCUUCCCAGGAGUUUCUCAGGAUAUCCAACCUUCUCUACGCAUCCGCAUCACUUCGAAAUUCAAGACAAUCACUGCUGGUCGCGGUACUCCAGGGUUUAGCCCUUGUGAUGUGACUGGAACAUUAUCUCUGUCUUCAACGGAAUAUGACGCAGUCGAUUCUGCUCAAAACCGACUUUCGAUCGCACGAGCUAUGUUCUUUGUACCCGCAUUAAUCUAUCAAUCGGAGAAACCUCGAUUGAUUCCUCGGGUGAAGAUUAGAAUUGAGAAGGAUAUCUUUCCAAUCAUGAAGCGUUGUAUGACAAAGUUAUCACGCGACAAUUUAUUAAAAGGAGCGAUUGAUGUUUUUGGAUACUGGGCUCAGCAAAUGUGGGCACGUGAUCGAUUAGAUGAAGCCUUCAAGGCGCAAGAUUUAAUCACUGCAUACAACGCUAUUUACAAAUAA
Molecule: messenger RNA, 930 nt
Organism: Melampsora larici-populina 98AG31
Lineage: Eukaryota; Fungi; Basidiomycota; Pucciniomycetes; Pucciniales; Melampsoraceae
Exons: 6
Coding region: 1-930 (309 amino acids)
Source: RefSeq, a predicted model, not a curated record